Molecule: messenger RNA, 1480 nt
Organism: Mizuhopecten yessoensis (Yesso scallop)
Lineage: Eukaryota; Metazoa; Mollusca; Bivalvia; Pectinida; Pectinidae
Exons: 2
Coding region: 411-830 (139 amino acids)
Source: RefSeq, a predicted model, not a curated record
AGGCGCCUCUUGUUAGUAUUGAUAGGCGCUCCAUCAACAGUUGUCUGCUCACUGAGGACCACGUAUAUGUCUUAAGCCACUUCCACGACGGAUUUACGUAACUAUUUUGAAGACAACGGAUUCUUUUUGUAAAGUGAACGUGUUUUCUGGAUCUAAAUAAGUGAUUUAUUGUGUGAAUUUUGAUCUGAGUGGACAAAAUCUCCAUUCACGGUAUUCUGACCAGAGAAUCUUUGUGGAAGUCAUUCUCUCCAUAGUCGAUAAGUGUAUGACGAAUAGGUUGGAUUUUAAUGAAUUAUUUUUGUGACGUGAAUAUAUAUUAGCCCAUAUCGUCUAUUUCUCGUCCAUUUCUCGUUGUUGGAUUGUACACUCCAAAGGUACCCACGGACAAUAUUCUUUAAAAUAUAAAAAAUAUGCCGGGCCCCCGAGAUCCAAAGAAAAAGAAAAUGGCGACAGCAACGAAGACGAAGGAGUCUGCAGUGCUGAAGGACAGCAGCCUCGCCAUUCUGGCCAAGGAGAUCGGCCAGGAAGACCUAAAUGGACUUGUGUUGACCAUGUACCUUAACGUCCCAAACACAGACAUUGUCAAUAUCGCCAACGGUGCGUCUGAAUGUGGACUCGUAGACGCUAACGAAUCACUGCGAUCAGAAACAACGCGCAAAUGUCUGAUACACUGGAAGAACAUGCGCGCUGGAGUAAAGGAGCGGGAAAAGGUGAAAGAAUUGGACAGAGCACUGAAGGAACUUGGGAAAGCAGAAAUCGCCGACGUUGUGUCAGAGCGACACUCAAAUAACGCCGAUUUGACGCCUGAUGCUUUCUCUAACCUUGGUUAAAGGAGGCUUUAAAACAGACUUUAACACAUUACAUCGACCGCCACAUUUCGUUUCUACUUUUAUAUCGACACUAUUUUAAUCCAGUGAAUGGUAAGGUUAUGUGCUUCUAGCGUAAUUAAGGAUGUAUGUUAUCUAAAUGAAUCUCCUUUCCUAAAGCGUUAGAUUUUUUGAAGUGUAAUUUGGACUAUUUUAAUUAACUGACACACAUUAGCAGGUAUCCAACAAAUGAACUGCUUUAAAAACAGCUGAGGAUAGUUUAAGACAACUAGGGGAGAUAACCCCGCCACAAAUAAUAUCACAUGUAUACAUGUUUCGACACCAAUGAUCUAGGUAUUACUGUUUGUGAUGUAGAUCUGUUAUUAAUAAUUUGUGUGUAAGGUAGCCUGUGAUUUGAAUAUGUACAUGUGUAUAACAACAAACACUUCAUUUAUAAACGUUGAACUAGCUGAUCCGUGCUAGCUGGAAAGCAACUAACUUUGAUCACAAAUUACCAGAAGAAUGUAUGCAACUUUAACUGCCAAAAUAUCUUGUUCUUGGAAAAUGUUUAAACAAAAAACUACUGGAUCAAUAUACCGAUACUCAAAACAUACGAGUUAAUUUGUAUUGUAUUCAUAAUUGUAAUAUUUUCAUAAUUAAAUAUUGAAAAGAUA